CUUCGCGCCAAGCAACGAGAUUUCGAGAUCCCAGCGUUUGGAUGGCAUUGGCAUCCACGUGUGGCACCCCUUCGAUGCACCGAAAGCGGCCGAUUCACGAAACCAAGCGUGUUCUGUUCAUCGACUCAUCUGACGAGGGUGGUUGCGGCGUCUAAACCACGUGACACGGCUUCACAUGUCAGCAACAACGUUCUUCCCCCCUGAGUGAUUCCAUCCGAUGGGCAGCGCACUGUCAACCAAGCGUUCGCAGGCCAUCUAUCGCGGCUUGUCGAGUCGGCUGACCAAGUGGUUCCGCGGCGACCGGCAGGGCAGCGGCCUGUCGGUGUUGAAGAGCAUCUUCAAGGAGCUGGCGUCGCACUCGCGCUCCAAGAACCAGACGGUGGACAAGGAGACCUUCCUGAGGUACUUCCCCCUGCCGGGCAUGCUGGGCGAGCGGCUGUUCGCCGUCUUUGAUAAGGACAAAAACGAGGGAAUCGACUUCCAGGUAUGGAUAGCAGCAAUCAGGACACCGCAGGUCCGUCCAUCCGGACACUGAUUGUUUCCAUGCGCGCGCGCGUGUGUGUGUGUGUGUCAGGAGUUUUUCACCGGGUUGGCGCUCAUUUACCACGGAAGCCCUGACGAGAAGAAGAAAUUCCUAUUCGACAUGUGCGUGAAUCUCUGGGGGACAGACACAUGAAAGGGGGACGGUGGGUGACGUGGCGUGUUGUGUGUUGGUAGGUAUGACUUGGAUGAAAAUGGGUACAUCACUCGGGAGGAGCUGUACACGAUGCUGACGCACAUCCCCGCGGCCUUCAAGAUCCUCGACGCGUCGCUCCACGCAGAGGGCCACGGGGCCACAGCGCACUUCCCUCAGUGGCAGCAGGUAUGCACAGACAGACAUAGAAAUGUGCGCGUGUGCCGCCAUGAAUGGAAUGUGUCCACCGUCUGUGUGUGUCAGGAUGAGAGCCUCACCGAGUCAGAUCCCGACCUGCAGACGCGCAUCGAUGACAUCGUCGAAGGCGCAUUCUUGGACAAAGGUGGGUGGCGUGGAUUGGGGGGGCAGGUGGAGGGCAAUCAAGGGCGCCGCGGUGCUGGAUCUCCUUCUGUAUGGUUGCUUGCUCAGAUGAGACGAGCAACGGCCUGGCCUUCGACGAGUUCUGCCGCAUUGUGCAGAAGUCGCCAGAGAUACUCGAGGUAGGUGAUGGUGUUGAUGCCUGGUUCAACAUAUCACUUCAUUCUUGUGUCUGCCCGUGUGUGCAGAUGAUGAACAUUUUCUAUGACGAGGCGAUGCCCGAGAUGCCCCCCAUCCCCUCCCACUCCUCCCCCCAGGCGUCAGCGCCCAACAUCGCACGAUCCCUCUCGCUCCACACCAACGACAAGCCCGCUAACACCAGACACAAGGCCGCCGUCGACCGACUCAAGUCGGGCAGGUCCAUCACGUUCACGUCCGGCGAGGACGCCAGCCAGGCCAGCCAGGCUGAGCCGCCCUCGCCGCCCUUCCUCCCCGCCACCCCUCCCUCUUUCAUCGCGUGUACCUUCUCCCCCCUCACGUCCCCCACGGCCAGGAAGGACCACGCGGCUUUAUUGGAGCCUGGCGGUGGCGGUGGUGGUGGUGGUGCUGGGCACGGCCACCACCUGGGCACGGCCACUGCCAGCUGGGGACACAUGGGCGGGCUAGGGAGUGCCAGCUCACAGAUGUCCCGGACACCGCCCGCACCCUCUUCGUCGGAUGACGGCACUCUCUCUGCGCCACGGUGAGCGUUGCAGGAAGGACGAAGGACACCAUGAGAAUGCAUUCGUGUGUUGGUGUUAUGGCUGGAGCGGUCAGGUCUCCGAUGGCCACUCCCUCUUCGCCCCACUUCACCUGCAUCAUGUGCAAAACAGAGCUGCUGGCGUCCCUCAACCACUGCCCACGGUGCGGCUCCGCACUCUCCGCCAACCAGGCCGCCGACUACUUCUGCGAGUCGUGCAACUGGUCGCUCCGGGAAAUCCGCUACUGCUUCGUGUGUGGCCAGCCACUGCAGCCCAACCUGAUAUCGGCACAGUAUGGGGCGGGGGGGCCGGCAGCGUCGCGGGAGUCACCGCAGCCGACGUACGCGUCCCUGCCGUCGGUUGGGGCCCAGUCUGGUGGCACCAAUGGGAGCGGCAACGGGGUGUCGCCGUCGCACUCGCAGUCCUUCACCGCAGUCAGGAGAAGCGACUCGGUCAGUGAGUGGGCAACUUGGUGGGGGACAAGAGAUCUAUGCCCACCCACCAUGUCAUGUGAAGAUAUGUGGAUCUGUGUGUGUGGUUGGAUGGGGGUGGUCGAUGGCUGGUUCAGCGGGUGUUGCGUACUCGUACGGAGGAGUGUGUCAUGCAGACUGAGGGGGACAUGUCAGGAUGGCUGUCGAAAGGUACGGUUACGGUACACGUGAGUGUGUAGGGCUGCGUGUGGCUGGUCAGUGGACGGACGGCGCGCAUGUGUAUCUUUCUUUGUGUUUAUGUGUGUGCUGUGCUGUGCUCCUGACUGACAGUUGGUCAGAAGCUGGGCAUGAUGAAGCAGCGGUACUUUGUACUCAGAGACCGACUCCUUUACUGUAAACCACACACACACACACACACACACAUCCCCCAGAUGGCGCUUUGCUUACGGGUGUGGUUUCCCUCACUCAGACUACGCCAGCGACAGGGACAGGUUGCCCAGAGGCGUCAUCUUUGUGUCGGGCUCCUACGUGCGCGCCCAUAGGAGCGACGACGCCUCCAAGAGACUGGGCAUCGAAAUCAAAAGCCCGGUGCGUGUGUGUGUUCUGCCUGCGUGGCCAAAGAGCAGAGCAAACAAUGAGUGCAUCUUGCUUCCUUCGUGUGGUGUUGUGUGUUGUGUUGUGUGUGGCGUGGUCAGAACGAACGCGUUCGGUAUCUGUACUGCAACUCUGCUCAAGGUAAGGAGCUCAGCUCCACACACGCAAAUGCCAUAUGUGUGUGGUGUGGUACAUGUAUGUGUUUGUGUCUGCAGAUCGGGAGGAGUGGGUGCAGGCGCUCGUCAAGGCGUCCAAGUCUGUGUCGAUACAUGAGUUCUACUCACUCAAGGUAAGGUUCCUAACCUACACACACACGAAUGGGCGGCCGGCGGGGCGGCGUGCACUGCACCGAUCUGAUCCCCAUCUGUGUUGCGCGUGUGUGUGUGCAGGAGAAGAUCGGCCGCGGCAAGUACGGAGAGGUGUACAAAGCUGUACAUAAAGCCACACGUACGCCAACUCACCGACCAACACCACAACACACACACCCAUCGUAUCGUUGGCCUGCGGCGUAUGUAUGUGCAUUUAUUUGGUCGUUCAUGGCUGGCUGGGUUGGCUGCAGUGUCUGAGGUGGCGGUGAAGAUCCUGCCCAAGACGUCGAUGAACGAGGCUGAGCGGGAGUACCUGCGGAUGGAGGUCGCCAUCCUCAAGCUCGUCCAGCACCCACACAUCGUCAAGCUCCUCGACAUAUUCGAAACAUCCGAACACCUCUACUUGGGUGAGUGAGUGAGUCCAUGGUGUACCUGACACACACACAGGGAUCACACGGCAUGGCAUCGUAUCGUCAUGUAUGCUGUCUGUUGGGCUGCCUGCCUGCCUGCCCCAGUGAUGGAGCAUUUCCCGGCUGGCGACCUGGCUGAGUGGAUCUACCAGAUGCGCACAAAGGAGGGCAAAAGGUGGGUGUGUCAGCAUUGGGUGGGCUGAGUGACUGGCACCCGUCAUGGCUGCCGCGGCCGUGUCCGCUGUGUCUGUCUGCAGGCGUCUGCCCGAGAGGGUGGCCCAGCGGAUCAUCAAGAGGGUCCUGUCGGCACUCAGAUACCUCCACUCCAGAGGAAUUACACACAGGCAAGCCAAGCACGGAAUUCAUACAUACAAGCACCACAGAAGACGUUGUGUGAGGGACCAAGGUGUGUUUCGCUCAUCCCACGCCCACUACAGGGACCUGAAGCCCGAGAACAUCCUCUUGGUGACGUCCCGAACGGUCUUCUGCUGCUCGCCGAACCGCCUCACUCGCGCGGGCACGUCGCCAACCCACGCAGAGACGGGCGGGGGAGGGGCGGCUGACCGCUUCAAGGACGCCAUCCCUGCGGCCAUGGACGAGUCCGAGGCCGCCCGCCACGAGCACGAGUUCUCGUUCAGUGCCCACGGCACCAAGCCCAGUAUCGGCAUCGACGAGUCCAUCAUCCGCAUGGCCGCUGAUUCGGGACGGGGUGAGGGAGGGGGGUCGGCUGGAGGGGCGGCGUCGUCCAGCUCUUCUUCGUCCCCCGCGCCGUCGCGCGAGACCACCGACGGGGGGCCAAACCGCGUCCCCCCCACCCCGCCCCCAGCCAGCACUACCAACCACCUCUCCAUCCCUCUCCCGCACAGCCAGGCCUCACCCGUCAGCUCGCCCACUCCGUCCCCCAUGGCGAGCAGCAGCCAGGGCUUCGUUUCCUCACCCACACCCACACCACUGUCGCCAUCAUUUGGUGCGGGGUUCGGGCAGUCCCCCGGUGCUUCUGCUGGGGAUGGUGAUGAUGGUGAGGGCGGGGAGGAGGCGACGGGAGACGAGAUUCUCGACAUCAAACUGACCGACUUCGGAUUAUCGAAGAUACAGGGUGGGUGCCGAAGGGGGAGGGGAGGAAGGAGGGGAAGGCGUAUCGUCCACUGGCCCAUUCGUGUGUGGUCUCUUUCCCAUCGUCUGUGGAUGUGCGCAGCUCCAACCCGGCAGAUGAGCGAGAGUUUGGGGACGCUGAGCUAUGCUGCGCCCGAGAUCAUCUUGGGCAAGCCGUACGACAGCCGGGUGGACAUCUGGAGCACCGGCGUCAUCGCCUACUGGCUCCUCAGCGGCGAGCUGCCCUUCCAGGGCGACGACGACCAGAGCAUCGCCGAGUGAGCAGUCUCGUGUGGCAGCAACGAGUGGAUGCACGUAUGUAUGUGGGCUUGGCUGUGUGUGGAACAAUUUCAGGGCGACUGUCCGUUGUGAGUAUCGUUUCGACACUGACGACUGGGCGGGCGUCUCAGAUACAGCCAAGGUGAGCGAGCCAAGACGUACACGCUCACGCUCUCGAUGUUUCGGCUUGGCUUGCCUUGCCUUGCCGCAGGAGUUUGUGAGUCUGUUGCUGAAGCGUUGGUCCAAGGACCGUCCCACGUGCGAGCAGUCCCUUCAGCACCGGUGGAUCCACGAAGGCUCCCCCACCAUGCGACGCUCCCGCACAGCCGGGGCCGACCCCGCCACACACUCGCUCCACCUGCUCCCCCCCGCCCCUCCCUCACCUGCUAGUGCCGCCUCGUCCGGCGGGGACUCACGCAAACAUUCCCCCGUCGUCUCCACACACCCCUCGGGCAUCCCCAAGUCGCCACAGCGGCACAAGAACCACCACAACCGGGGCGGCCUCCUGCCGACGCCAUCUCCAAAGGCGGAUAGUGCUGUGCUGCCACUGGGGGAGAGGGAGGAGGUGGCACAGGUACAUGACCCGCAGCAGGGGCAGGGGAGUGAGUCUGACUAUCGGGUUAUGGUGACGGCCCCGCCCCAGUCGCCCCAGAUGCGCAAGUAGAUGGUGCUUGAUGGCCAGAUUGGCUGGUGGGGUGUUUUAUGCGUGUCUGUGGGUGGGUGGCUGUGUGGGUAUUUGUAAGGGGGGGGGGGAAGAGGAGAUGUGGCGCCUGUUGGUCUGUCUGCCUGCCUGCCUGCCUGCCUGCUGCGGCGGCGUUUAGUAGUGGGCAGGGCAGGUUCGUUGGUUGGUCAUUGGUUGGUCGGUACGAUCACGAUUGGUAGCGAUACUGAUAGAUAAGUGUACGAGUAAGUCGGUAUACGUAGGAUAACUGAGUGCCUCCACACACACAUAACAUACACACACGUCGCACACCUUCAUCGGGCCGCUCCGCUACUCCAUGUACAUUUAUGUUCGUAAGUGCACGUCGCGUCACGUAAGUGACCAUUUUGACAUGAAUGGAUGAUACACUCACUCAGUACACAGACAGUAAGGACAAUGACCCUUCCUCCCCUCUCCCCCUCUCAGACAUCCCUUUUCCCCUCCUUUGUUUGCCUGUCG
Messenger RNA from Vitrella brassicaformis, 6004 nucleotides. Lineage: Eukaryota; Vitrellaceae. The record is from the annotation of a GenBank genome assembly.